UAUAACCGAAGUAUUAUUGCUGGGAAAAGGUGAUCAUAUUGAUCGGAAGCUCUUUACAACAUUUCCGUCACCUCCAUCCAUCCAUCCACCUUUUUUUUUUUAUCAUCAUCUUCCUCUCUCUCUUCGACUCUCGCUCUUCUUUUCCUCUCAGACAUGUCAAGUGGAUCCGUGAGACGGGUUUCUCGGGAAGAUAUACAGCUGGUACAAAAUCUCAUAGAACGAUGUCUGCAACUAUAUAUGAACCCAAAAGAAGUUGUGGAAACUCUACUAGCUCAAGCAAAAAUUGAGCCUGGUUUUACUGAACUUGUUUGGCAAAAGCUCGAAGAAGAAAAUCAAGAAUUUUUCAAGGCCUAUUAUCUGAGGUUGCUGCUGAAGGAGCAAAUAACAGAGUUCAACAGGUUGCUGAAGGAACAAGCUGAGUUAAGUCAGCUACAAUCAACUGCAGUUGGUUUGCUACCUAACUCUAACGGUUCACAUAUUCCUCCAUUACCUCAGAAUCCAUCUUGCUAUGCUUCUGAGCAAGCCAGUGCAGCUGUGAAGCCAGAGAAUAUGCGACAUGGUCUUGAUUCUACCCUGCAUGAUGUGUUUAAUAAUGGUGGGUCGUCGCUGAACACCAGGGUACGCGAUUUGGCUCAGAUGUCUGCUCGUGGCAAUAGGAUUAGCAGCCCACCAAGCAUGCUUUCAUCUCAAAACUCAAGCUUGGGUUUGAUUCAAGGAAUUAAUGGGGGGAUGAUAAAAUCAGAACCUGGAUAUUCAGGUAGCCCUCCUUAUAUUUUUGGUCCUGAUGGCACUGUCUUGGAAGCAUGCCCAACUAUUGGUGAUGCAGCAGUUACAUCAUUCAAUAGUGUUGACUCAAACUCUCAUUCUAUGAAUGGAGCACUCCUGGACCCAGAUAUUUCAUCCUUCGGAGUUUUGGGGCAGAUUUCUAGAAACCUCAGCCUUUCAGAUCUGACAGCUGAUUUUUCUCAGAGUUCUGAUAUAAUGGAGAGCUAUCCAAGGUGUCCCUACCUGGGUACUACGAAUGAGAACUUCCUUCAAAAUGGAGAACAAAGUUGAACAACAUCGCUAAAAUGAAGUGCUUGUAAAUAGAAGUUUAGAAGUUUGACGGACUAUGAAAUUCCAACUCUUCGGUGAACGUGUGUAUAGGAGUUCACUAACCACAAUCUGUAGUAAUGGGAAAUUAAAUUUGAAAGGAUUUGUAUGUUCUUAAUAAAUAAUGAACUCCUCUUUUAUUUUGGGUUGUUUUUUGUUCUGUGUCCAUUCGGGUACAUAGCUUUGCAUAGUGUUUUUUUUUCUACUUUGUUUAUAUACUAGCUUUAUUGCGAUUUGAUGUUGUUAUUUAUAGCUUAGAGUGUAUUAAACUGUGUUUACAGAGUUGUAUCUACAGUCUACACCUGAUCAAAUGAAAAACACUGCUAUUACUUGCUGAACA
Molecule: messenger RNA, 1432 nt
Organism: Medicago truncatula (barrel medic)
Lineage: Eukaryota; Viridiplantae; Streptophyta; Magnoliopsida; Fabales; Fabaceae
Exons: 7
Coding region: 154-1056 (300 amino acids)
Source: RefSeq, a predicted model, not a curated record